AUGGCAAGCCUGCUGAGCUCCCUUGUCGAUGCCUCAAAACGUGCCAUACCCACGUCGGGCACGGACGCCAGCACAACUACCCCUAUCCCUCCCCGCAGCGACUCUGGCGACGUAGGAGAGGACUGGGAGGCUCUCGGUCUCUCACCGCCCUCUAAGGCGCUGGAAAAAGAGCGCGACGACGACGUGGUCAGUCUCGACGGAGACGGGAGGACGAGCGAAGACGCUCUCGCGGAGCAGAGGGAGCUGGAGGACCUGCGCGCGCGCUGCAAGGCGCUCGAGGUGGAGAAGGAGACCGUGCGUCGGGAACGGGCGGAAGAGGAUAAACGGAACUCGCAGCGUGUCAGGGAGCUGGAAGCGCACAACGCGAGUCUCAGCCGGGAGCGGAGCUGGCUUGCGGCGGAGAGGGACGCUCUCCGCGACGACGUGGAGCGGCUGGCCGCCGACCGCGGCGUCGACGAGUCGCGCGCCCAGGAUCUCCAGAAUCUCCUGGACGGCAUGCGAGGAGAAAACGAGGCCUUGGCCCGCGCCAAGGAAGAGCUGCAGGAGGAGACCGAGGCUCUCGAAUGCCAUUUCACGGAGGAGCUCAGCGCCCUCGAGGCGCGGUGCAAGAGCCUCGAGAAGGAGAACUUAACCCUGUCUGAAACGAAGGAGGAACUCACGUCCGCCAAGGAGACGGUAGUUUGGCUCACGGACCAACUCAAGACAAAGACUCAGGAGAUAGAAGAGCAUAACGAGUGUCUACGCGUGCUGGGGACUGUAGUAACCGGCCCUGACUCGUGCGAGAGCCUCCCUGGCUCCAGCGUGUUCUCGGACACCACGAAGCGGCUCUAUGUGGAACUUAAGAAGAAACAAGACGAACAUACGAGCGCUCGCCGACGCUGCGUCGCGAUGGUGACAACGAGAGACUUGGAGGCGAGGAAGCUUAACGGGAAGGUGUCUCAGCUCACUGAAGAACUGCAGAAACGAGAUACAGAGCUAGAAGAACUCAAGGCGACGUGCGCCAGUCUUCAGGAGAAGAUCACAGUCCUGGAGACGUCCAAGCGUGAAUUGAAAGAGAGACUGGAAAGGAGGAAGAAAAGGCAUGAUGUGGUCGUCGAGAAGUUGGCGCGCUAUGAAUCAUUAGGUAGGGGCGAGGCUUCAAAGCUCCCCUAA
This is a messenger RNA of Coniophora puteana RWD-64-598 SS2, 1152 nucleotides long. RefSeq lists its product as uncharacterized. The record is from RefSeq and is a predicted model, not a curated record. The transcript has 2 exons. Bases 1 to 1152 code for a protein of 383 amino acids. NCBI's taxonomy places the organism in Eukaryota, Fungi, Basidiomycota, Agaricomycetes, Boletales, Coniophoraceae.